Molecule: messenger RNA, 1184 nt
Organism: Zeugodacus cucurbitae (melon fly)
Lineage: Eukaryota; Metazoa; Arthropoda; Insecta; Diptera; Tephritidae
Product: ribokinase
Exons: 6
Coding region: 156-1097 (313 amino acids)
Biological process (GO): D-ribose metabolic process
Molecular function (GO): ribokinase activity
Source: RefSeq, a predicted model, not a curated record
ACUCUGAGGAGAAAAUCUAGCCAAAGCGCGUUUGAGAAAGUUUAUUGACAAUUACAAUAUAUAGUAUAUGUAUUGUCAACAAUUGGAAAUAGUAGUUUGAAAAAAAAUAUAUACUAAAUUUAUUUAAAUUCUUUUUUGGACAAAAACAAUUAAAAAUGGACGUGCUGGUGUUUGGUUCAGCAAUUGUUGAUUUUGUGGCAUACGCCAGUCGGCUGCCUAAGCCUGGUGAGACUUUACAUGGCCACGAAUUCAAGACAGGAUUUGGUGGUAAAGGAGCAAACCAAUGUGUUGCGGCAGCGCGACUUGGUGCUAAGACAGCCAUGAUAGCAAAAUUGGGUGAUGAUACGUGGGGUUCCAAAUACCUAGAACAUCUGCGGUCCGAGCAUGUGAAUGUCGAUUAUGUACAAAAGUGUAAAGGAGAGACUACAGGUAUUGCGCAAAUAAGUGUCUCAGAUAGUGGAGAAAAUCACAUAAUUAUCGUUGUUGGUGCGAACAAUUUGUUGAGUGCAGAAGAUGUGAAUAAAUCCAAAUUGUUGUUCAACUCGGCUAAAGUAUUAGUCUGCCAGUUAGAGACACCACUUAGUGCAACAUUAGAAGCUUUGCGUGCCUUUAAGGGCAUAUCGAUACUAAAUACAGCGCCUGCAUUGGAAAAUACACCAGUUGAUCUAAUAAAAUCCGCUACCAUAUUAUGCCUAAACGAAACUGAAGCAGCAUUAACAACUGGCUGUGAUAAAAUAUCAUCCUUGACGCAAGCAAAGGUGGCAAUGGAACGACUACUUGAAAUGGGCGCUAAAAAUGUAAUUAUCACAUUAGGCCCAGCGGGUGCUGUUUAUGCUAGGCGUGAAGACCCGGAGAUAUUUAUACAUGUACCGGCACCAAGAGUGAGCAAUGUUGUCGAUACAACUGGAGCUGGUGAUGCCUUUAUAGGAGCAUUGGCGUAUUAUAUGUCACAUUUCCCAGAUUUCCCAUGGCAUCAACUAAUAGGCGCAGCUAAUCAAGUUGCUGCCUACUCUGUGGGACACCAGGGUACACAAGCAAGUUUCCCGAAACUGGAACAAGUUACCAAACAAACAGAAUUUGAGUGGAACGAAAUAUAAACAAUUGUACAAACACAAUAUGUAAACCAAAUUUUUCUUAUUUACAAAAAUUUAUUAAAUAAAGUCUGGUUUUCCUCGGCGAUUUUA